AUGAACGAUAAAAAAAAUAAAUUUAUAGUAAAAAAUCCGGAAAAUGCAAAUUUUAAUUAAUAUUGGUAUUCUUCAAAAACAAUAGAAUUAUUAGUAAAUCAAACAUUAUAAAAUGGAAAAAUAUGUGCUUUUUUAUCAACUCCUAGUGUUUUUUAUUCAAUAUAAGAUUAAUAAUUUUUAAAAAAUUGUUUUUUAUUUGAAUAUGAUAAUAAAUUUGCUAAAAAUAAUACUAAUUUUAUUUAUUUUGAUUUUAAAAAUCCUUAAGAAAUACCUGUUUAAUAUCAUAAUUAAUUUGAUUUUAUUUUAAUAGACCCUCCAUUUAUUACUAGAGAUGUAUGGGAAAAAUAUUCUGAAGCUGCAAAAAUAAUAGGUAAAAAAGAUUAAAAUAAUGUAUUAAUCGCUAAUAUUUUAGCCUCUUCUAUAGAUGAAAAUUAGUAAAUGCUAUAAGAAUUACUUUGCUUAAAAAAAAGAAUCUCAAGGCCACUUAUUCCUAAUUUAGUAUAUUAAUAUUCUUUUUUUUCUAAUUAUGAUCAUGAAGAAUUAGAUGCUGUUAAUCCUGAAAUUGGAUUCUGA
Molecule: messenger RNA, 573 nt
Organism: Ichthyophthirius multifiliis
Lineage: Eukaryota; Ciliophora; Oligohymenophorea; Hymenostomatida
Exons: 2
Biological process (GO): methylation
Molecular function (GO): nucleic acid binding; protein-lysine N-methyltransferase activity
Source: RefSeq, a predicted model, not a curated record